Molecule: messenger RNA, 1439 nt
Organism: Arabidopsis arenosa
Lineage: Eukaryota; Viridiplantae; Streptophyta; Magnoliopsida; Brassicales; Brassicaceae
Source: the annotation of a GenBank genome assembly
UAAUCUCAGAAGUCUUCUCUCUCUCUCUCUCUAUCCUCAAACAAAGUAUGGCCCUUUAUCGUUUCUUCAUCUCAAUCGUCUUCUUCUCUCUGACCCUCUUCACUACGACGACCCAUUCCCUCUACGAACCCGACCCGGAUUCGAUUUCCACCGUUUACGAACUCCUCCCGAAGUACGGUCUCCCAAGCGGUCUCUUACCGGACUCCGUCACCGAUUUCACCCUCUCCGACGAUGGCAGAUUCGUCGUCCACUUGCCCAAUUCCUGCGAAAUUGAAUUUGACUACCUCGUUCACUACGACAAGACUAUAUCUGGCCGUAUCGGUUACGGCUCAAUCACCGAGCUCAAGGGUAUUCAGGUGAAGAAAUUCUUUAUUUGGCUCGAUGUCGAUGAAAUCAAGGUCGAUCUUCCGCCGUCUGAUUCCAUCUACUUCAAAGUUGGGUUUAUCAAUAAGAAGCUUGAUAUUGACCAGUUUAAGACUAUACAUUCUUGCCAUGACAAUGGUGUCUCUGGUUCUUGUGGAGAUUCUUGGAAGAGUUUUCUCGAGGUAAAGAUAAGAUCUUGCGUUUCUGGGUUGUUGAAUUUGAUGUGAAUCUUCUUAUGGAUUGAUGAAUAACGUUGGUUGACUUCGAUGAUGGAGAGUCUUAUUUGAAAUGUCCUGACUUUCUAGUAAUAACGAAUCAAUUGUGACACCAUGAUUUGGCUGAUAUGAUUGAAGAUAUUUCUGGGUUUUAGAGGAUUUAUAGGAAAAGGGUUUUUGUCUGAGAUACGGAUAGAUUCUGGAAUCUAUCUCUGAGUUUCUGGGGUUCAAGUUUUCAGUUGGUUUUGUGGAUUGACCAUUGUUGGAUUUGUAGAUUGUUUCUUCAUAUCUUUAGGCAUGGAUUAUGGGUAAAUGAGUGGGUAUAUAUUUCUGUGAAUGUAAUUUACACAUUUAUUGAGGAACAACAUGAACAUGUCAGCUUUCUCAAAAUUUAACCACAAAGGCUAAAAGAAAAGUCCUUGGAGAGUCAGACUAAACUUGAGAAAGGAUUUGAAAUGUAUUUAUCUAAGAUUUGAGUGAAGAAACCAUAUUUAAUGCUUUCACAUUGCUGUUGUUUUGAGUUGUUGUGGGAAUACAUCAUUGAAACUGCAAGGAGCGUUCUUUUCCUUUGUUUGGUUGUCUUUUUGUUCUUUAAGUUCUUAGUGAUAGCUUAAUGGGUAGCUGAUAAUAGUGAAAUGCUGUGUGUUUAUAGUAGGUCAUUCUGCAUUUCAUGCAAUGUCAGUUGUUAUUUCUAGCUGCAAUGUACAAGCCUCUAACAAAUGUUUUCCGAUCUUUGAUGGUUUUGUCUGGUUCCUAGAAUGGUUAUUGGCUUAGAUCGUUUCAAACCAGCCAACCCGCAAAAGUGAUUCAGGCUGGUUUGUAGGAAAUUGUUGUUACUUGCAAUAACAGAAGUUUUUGUUU